UUUUAUGGUGAUUAUCGUGCAAAUUAAUUACCCAAUUUCUACGGGCUACGUAUUUGAUUCAUAUUUUGACAAUGAUCAAAAGUAUGUCUAGAUUUUUAAGAUGGAAAUCUGAACUUAUCUCCGUUAAAUCUUCCACAAAUCCUAUAUUUAGACACAAUUACACUAAUUUUGACCACUUUAUAUCUGUAAUUUCGAACUGA
Molecule: messenger RNA, 200 nt
Organism: Acanthoscelides obtectus
Lineage: Eukaryota; Metazoa; Arthropoda; Insecta; Coleoptera; Chrysomelidae
Source: the annotation of a GenBank genome assembly